CGUCAAAUGGCCAGUUCGCGUACCUCUGUGAAAUGAAUGUGGCCGGACUGACCAAUGUGUCGCAUCGCGUAACACAGUUUGAAAACCUGCCAACUCAGUUGAUCUAUUUUAAGGGCAGAGUUCAUUUAAACCAGGACAUUUUACCUGGUGAUAUUGACAUAGGUACGAAAUCGAUUUGCAAUUUUCCUUUGAGUACUUUGGAGAUGAUAAACUUGUUCAGUUUUCAUUAUUACAGGUACAUGUCCCAUCCUACUGGGAGGAAACUUGAAGUAUUCCAAUAAGCUCCAAGGCAAUCCAAGGAAAUACUCUAUUCCACAGGGAGGAGAUUUAUGGAUAUACAAUGAGAUCCUACGGCAAUCAAAAGAGAUUCACUAUCGCAGUGGGUGAAGACCCGAGGCAGUCCAUGAAGAUUUUUCAGUCGACUUGGAUGAGACUCGAAGUACUCCAGGGACCUCCAGUGCAAUUCAAGGAGAACCUUCUGUUGCAGUGGUACAAUAAGUUCAUUUCGUGAAGAUCCGAAAAGAUCCAAGGAAUUCUGGAGAGUUUCAAAAAUGUUUAAGAGUAUCUAA
Messenger RNA from Acanthoscelides obtectus, 569 nucleotides. Lineage: Eukaryota; Metazoa; Arthropoda; Insecta; Coleoptera; Chrysomelidae. The record is from the annotation of a GenBank genome assembly.